This is a messenger RNA of Sarcophilus harrisii (Tasmanian devil), 11173 nucleotides long. It is a transcript of the gene C4H6orf132, whose product is annotated as chromosome 4 C6orf132 homolog. Bases 810 to 4169 code for a protein of 1119 amino acids. The record is from RefSeq and is a predicted model, not a curated record. Lineage: Eukaryota; Metazoa; Chordata; Mammalia; Dasyuromorphia; Dasyuridae. The transcript is spliced from 5 exons.
UCAGGAUCUCACAUAGUAAGUAUGACUGAGCUUCCAAGUUUCAGCUUGGUUAGAGUUCCCGGGAGUCAGACCCGCCCAUCCUGAUUCAAGUCCAGUGGACUCUGUAGUAGGCUAUUCUGUCUCUAGUUCACACUCAUUAGUGCUUGUAGAAUGAGAAUGGAGGAUUGAGAAAUAGGACCGAGUUUGAAUCUUCCUCUGCUCCUUAUUAUCUGGGACAAAUCUGGACAAGUCCAUUUUAAGCUCCGUUUCUUUCUAAAUUCUAUCUUUGGUCCCAUGAACCACCAUGAACCCAGCUAGUUCUUGUGGGAAUUUGAAGCUUCUCCUCAGUGGGGGUUGAGGCAGUGGGAGAAAUCAGGAAACACAAAGGGAGGAACCCAAUGGGCCCGACAGACUUGCCAGGAAGGUCCUAGGUGGCCAUCCAGAGAAGGAGGUUUGCUGGGCAUAGAUUCCCAGACUACCUGAGCUAGGCCAGCUGAACAAUGGCUUGUUGUAGGCUAGAGGCAGGCUGGAAUGUGACCCGGGGAGUUGGGCGGUGGGGCGGCUGCUGUGGUGCGGCGGCUGGGCGGGGCCAGGUAACAGCAACCAGCCCUUUUACCUGUCCAGGUGCCUCCCAUUUCCAGGAGUGCUGCGAAGCCCAUAGCACCUGCAGCCUUUGCAGAUAGUGGCGGGGUUAGGACCGUGGACGGGGGAAUGACUUCUUAGAAUCUUCCCCUCGGUGAGAGGCCGGGGCAGAGUCCAACCCAACUCAGCGGAACCCCGGCGCCGGGGAGGAGGCGGCCCUGCGCAACUCAACACACGCAGAGGGCAAGAUGAAAAAGAACCAGUCGGUGCAAGGGACCUUCAGCAAACUCUUUGGGAAGAAACAUACAACUCCCACCACCACCUCCUUGUAUGCCACCAACCCGCCCUGGAUCUUCACCCAGGAGGUCCCCUUGGAGGGGACCAGGAACUUUGAUGGAAUUUAUUAUGGAGACAAUCAGUUUAAUACUGUGAGUGAGUCAGGAACCGCCACCCUCAAGCCUCGGCCCAGAGUCCGCCCUCUGUUAACCUUCUUACCCCUGAAUGCCCAGGAAAACCAUGGACUGGCUGUUCCAACCCCAUCUGUCCCAGAGGAUUUUGUGGACAAAGAAGUGACAAAUAAAGGCAGUUCCCUACAAGUCAAUGGUAACCUCCGGCUAUACAGCUCUGUGGGUGACUUGAGGUCUGGGCACUAUGGUGAAGAACCCAUCAUCCCUCCACCCCCCAUAGGCCCAGCCCCAGGACCACCUCCUGAUGUCUUGAUGUUUAAGGGGGAAUCUCUACCCCCUCCCCCACCUUCUAUGGCCCCCCCACCUCCUCCCCUACUGCUGGAACCGCAGCCCCCACCCCCACCCAACAUGGCUCCACCUCCACCACCUGUGUCUGGGGCUCUGUCUCCCCCAUCCACACUCUCCUCCCCACCAACCCCCACCCCUCCGGACUUCAUCCCUCCAGCCCCUCCCCUAGCCUUCUUGGCCCCACCACCCCCUCCUAUGCCAGCACCGGGACCCCCAGUCCCAGAGUCUCCUCAUACCCCAACAGGACCUCGCCUCUUCUCUUCUGGUGGUGUCUCCAAAUGGAAAUCAGAGACUGUGCUAAAUGGAGGGCAGUCUGAGGCCCACAAGAACAGCCCUCCCAGAAGCCCCGCUGCUCCUACUGAGUUCAAGGCUGACCCUCAUCUUACCUUCCCCCGUUCCUUCAAAGUGCCCCCCCCAGCACCUGUCAGGACCUCAUCCAUCCCAGUUCAAGAGUCUCCUAAAGAUCUCCAAGAGGAGGAGGUGCCUUCUAAAAAGAUCUCAAACCGGCUUCCCUUACCACCCAGCUUCCACAUCCGCCCUGCAUCCCAGGUAUAUCCUGAUGGGAUUCAGGAGCCAGAUGGCCCCAAGAAGCCCCAAGACACUGUGCCAGCCAGUCCUCAACCUAACCAAAAUAGCCCCAGAAUAAACAGCAGAACAGCAACACCACCCCCAGCGUCUCCAUUACCACCCCCAGCACCCCCUCUCCCCCCAGAGGCUCCCCCUCUGCCGGUGAUCGAAAAGAUCCCAGUGCCACUGGAAGGACUUGGGAAAGGCCCCAAAUCAAGUUCUCCCAUCCCCAAACCCAAAACUCCCACUCCAAUGACUGAGGUCUCCUCAGAUCCUGUGGACUGGAGGGAUCCCAAACAAAUGGACAAACUGAGAAGCGAGUUGGCUGCUUACCUCUGUGGCUCAAGGAGAGAAGAACGUUCCUCCUGCAAUGGGACUGGUCCCACACCUCCCUCCAAAGUUGGAGAGAACAGAGACAAAAGCCCCAAUUUACCCAAAAAAGAACCUCCCCCAAGACUGCCUCUCCCUCCUGUGGACUAUGCCCCAGCAGAACCCCCAACUUCAAGUGUCCAGCGCAUCAGGAGUGAGCUGGAAGCCCUGAUGGCCCCCUCAAUGGAGAAGGAAGCAAAGCCGGCCACAAGUCUCCUAUCCCCUAAGCCCUCAGCAGACACCAGAAGGAUAGCGGAGAAUGGGACUGGGGAUGCCAAAUUUCCUAAGCCAGUGGCCAAGAAGCUCCCACUGUUGCCCACUCCACCCAAACCUGAGGCAGAAAAGGAACCCAGCGUCCUCAUAGCUAAGACUGUCGAGAAAGCCACAGAACCUCAGCCACCAAAAAUAUCUUCUCCCCUUCAGGAUAAGAGCUCCCCUUUGGUGCCUUCAAAACCUGAUAAAAUGGAGACCCCUCCUUCACCAGCCCCUGCACCAAAGACUCCCCUAGCCCAAGAGGAAGCAUCAGUUCUCUACAAACUCCACCGGGACCAGGACCAGGACCAGGCCCAUUCUGGCCAGGACACUGCUGUAGUAAUAUCCAGCCCUGUCAAAAAGGAGCCUGAGGGAAUAAAGGAAAAUGGAAAGCUAUCCGUUAAGAGCCCUGGAGAAGAUCGGUCAGAGGGGGAGGUCCUCAGACACCCAGUGACAGGGGAGGUGGUGGAAAGGGGAUCUCCAAUGGCCUUACUCCUGGCUGCCAAACAGAGGGCCCAGAAGGGACGGGCCAGGGGCAGUGCUCUGGGCCGGUCCUCAUUGCCAGGGAGUCUCCAUGGCAACAGAAAUCAAUCAGAGUCUGUCUCUGAAAGCAUCAUCUAUAGUGAGAUCAGGCCCAACUCCUUCACAGUUGUGCCCAAGCCCAUGAGAGAAAUAGAACAGGCUUCCCAAGUAUCCCCAACAACUCAGCAUGACAGACCCAGCAAGUGGGGCUCCCCAGCUUCAAAAGGUCCAGUGACUUUAGAGUUCCAGCCCAGGCAAAAAUGGUCAAAGGAAGAACCUCAGGCUUCCCUAGGCCAGGAGAGACCAGCCGCUUCCUACAGCCCCCAAAGCCACCUGCUAUCCAAGUCUUUCUCUUCACCAUCCUCCCCUUCAUGCAAAGGAGGUGAGGAAGAGGAGGAAGAAUUUAACUUUGAGGUCAUCCCACCACCUCCUGAGUUCAGCAACGAUACUGCUCUGCCUACCCCACCUCCGGCCCCAGCUCCUUUCCCAACUCCAACCUACCUGGGCCAUAGGGGCUCUCCUCUCCGAAACAGCUUCUCAGACUAUGGCCAGACCUUAGACCUGGGUCUUCCCAGCUAUGAGCGGCCUUCACCCUCAGGAUCCCCGGGAAAUACCUACUCCCGCUACUAUCCUGGUGUCCACUACAGUGGGAGCGGGGGCUUGGAACGCUUCUCAAGUGGUGGCCACUCCCUCAUUAAGAAACGCCUUUACCUAAAUGAACCUCGGAGGAGCCCUGGACCCCCACGCUGUAGCCCAGGAGGUGGAACUGCCCGAAGUCUGAGCACCCCAAAUGCUUUUGGGCCCCAACCUGGUGGAACAUAUGGGUCUGGACAUGGAGGAGCAGAGAUGCGACGUGUUAAUUCUUCAGGCCGGGUGCCUGGGGGUUUGCAUUCUCGAAGGCUGUCCCUGGAAGGGACUGGAAGGAAUGGACCCUAUGCAGGACGGGCAGUUGGCAGUGGUGGACCUGGGGAGAAUAUAUACAAAAUAUCUAAUGCAGACUACAGCUUCGUCCCAGCAACCAGCAGGUCCUCCCCCAGCAGUGCUAAAUACAGCAGUCCCCUCAACACUUUCACAGUGCGGCCUGGAACCCGACAACCAAUUUCCUACGUAUACUCUGGAGCACAUAGAAAAGCCACAUCUUGAGCUCUUUGCCUGUUUCAGUGGGCUGAAAGUUACUUGAGAGACACAUGGACAAAUGAGAAGUAGUCUUCUGGAGAGAAUGAAAGGCUUUUGUUUGAAUUUUGACAAAACACUGUCAUUGACACUGGAUUAAGGAGGGGAGGAAAGGGAAAGACCCUUAGCUAGGAUCCCAAAUUAGCAAAAGCCCAAGUUUUUGGCAGAAUAGAACUUAUGCCCCAAUCCCCCCUACCCACCCCAACAAAUGCAAAAAAUUUUAUGAAGUUUUGAAAGUUCAAACCUAAGUAGCCUGUGAACAAUACAGUAGCAGGGAUGUUGUCUCCUAACCCCCAGGUCUACAAAGGGCUAAAAGUCUUAAUUGAAACUCCAUGAGAUUAUUAAUGAGCCCCAUAGAACAGUUGGAAUAUCCAUCUGGUUAGCUCUUAGAUCUUGCUCUAAAUGCUUGUCACUUCUGGUAGAGGGCUUGACCAUGUCCCAGCAGAAUUGGGAAGUUUUCACUCCCCCAAAUGAAAGGGUCUUCAACCUGCUCCCAUCCACAGCCAUCCCACUAACAUGGAGACCCAAGAAAAUCAGAGUGCCUUGGACUGCUGUUUAUCUUGGGUAAAGAAAGGGAAGGGGGACACUAUAUUUUUUUCCAUUUCCUUAGGCCAGGACUAGGAGAAGAUGAGUUGUAUUUUGAGGGGAAGGGUGAAAUGGGACUUGCUUUACAAUUCAAGUCUAGGUCUUCUUAGCCAUGAUUUUGGGAUCAGAAAAUAAAGGAGCCAGAAGACCUGGGUUCUAGGAUUUGGCUUUGGAAUCAUUCAUUUAUCCAGGCCUUCCAAUGUGCUUAAAAGGCAGAAUCCUCACGGAUCUUGACUUAUUUCCCCAACCCACCCCCUCAAAAAAAAAGUUGUUCACCACACUUAUCCCCAGGAUUUUAAAAUCUGUAGCUAAGGCAUUAAGAAGAAUAAGGAAGGUAGUGUCAAUGGAUUAUUUGUAGCUGAUGAGUUUAAUGUUUAACUGAGAAGAGAGAAGGAGAAAGGAAGAAAAAGAUUGUGUUCAAUCUAUCUGGUUCAAGGCAGGGACAUCUGCUUCCAAAGCAAUGUCCCUUUUAAAUGUCCUUCCUGGACCUAGGCUCAGGUAAGUGACUUUCCUGAAUCCAGUCCAGAGCCAGAGGAGCUGCCCAUCUCUGUCUCCUCUGGGUCAGAGGGUGCCAUUAGGUGAUAAAGAAUGUGAAUUGUGUUAAUUUGUGGGUACAUGCUCAAUGGGAAAGUGCACAGAAGAUGCUCUAAGGAAACAUUAGAAAUUUGGAACAUUGAGGAAAAAUUGGGAAGGGAAGAGGGGAAGUGGAGGAAUGGGAAGGGGAGAAGUAAAGCCUGCUAGAGAAACUAAAAGAACCCUGUAUAUCCCUUGCUGAGUCUAGGAGAUAGUAUCUGCCCAUCUCCUUAUAAGAAAUGUACUUGAUCCUACCUCCAAGCCUAGCCCUGGCUCUAUGUAUAUGAAAUUUGUGUGUAUUUUCUCUGUGCAAUGUUUUAUAAGAGAGUCUAUUAACUUAUAUUCUGUAUUAAGGCACACACGGGAGAGGUGGGGUGUGGGCUAACUGCUGUAUAUUAUUUAGAAAGAGCAGAGAGUGGGUUUUUCUUGGCUUUGGAAAUAAACAGGCCUAGUUUGAGAUUACUGACCAUGACCAGCUCUCCAAUUGUGCACUAAGCAUUUGGAUUUAUUAUGAUGGAGGGGGGAGGGAGGAGAAGGGAAGAGAGUGGGAGCAAAAAUUGGUAGAUCUUUUCUUUUUGUUCCUGGAAGUCAAGUCCUUUAAUUCUUUCAACCCCAACUACCUUUCCCUCUCUAUCUUAGGUGGUAGGUGAGAAGAGCUUGUUGAAGGCUCAGUGAGGAUGAUAAAUUUCUUACAUUUAAACCUCCUAAGAAAGCUGUGAUAAGGCUGGCAGCAUUAAGGAUUUGCACAAAUCAUUUCUCACUGAGUUUCCUUAUCUAUAAAAUUCUAAAGUCCUGUCCCACUCUAAAAUCCUAUAACCAGAAAGAAGAGAAAACCCAAAGGAGGCUAGAAAGUAUUGGAAGAAAACACUAAAGACAGGAGUAGCUGAGGCAGUGGGACCUAGGAAAAGGAGCGUUAGAUUUUGGAGUAUGGAGACCCAAGUUUGAAUCCAGGCCAGGCCACUUAUUGGCCAUGUCAACUGACCUUAGGCCUCAUCUUUUUCGUCAGAUAAAGAAGCUGGACCGAUCAUGGGCUCUAUGGAUCCCUUCCAAUAAUUGGUGCUGGUCCUGGAGUCAAGAGGACCUAAAUUCAAAUCCAGCAUCAGACUGGACAAAUCACUUAAUCCCAAAUGCCUCACACAUAAAAAAUAAAACAAUAAUAAUAAUUGGUGCUUUAAGGAAACAGUGGAGAGCCCUCAGGUGACCAGGAGUUUUAUAUAUCUCACCUAAUCUUUACAAACAACUGGGUAAGGUAAAAGUUACUGGUAUCGUUCCCAUUUUAUAGGUAGAGAAACUGAGACUUGGAAGGUGUGAACGGUCCACCUUCACUUGGCCAUCAGGUGUCAGAGGAGGGAUAUGGACGAAGGUCUGCUUGACCCCAAAUCCUGCUCCCUAGUCUUUGUGCCAAAAAGCCUCAAGCUAGUCACAAUAAGUCUGUGACCAAGCCAUUAGGCUGAGGAUGUUUAUAUUUCCUCUUCUUUUUUGGCAGAGGGCUGAUGGUGGGGGCAGGGAAGACCAGAAAGAUGCUUUGGUUGUACAUCAGCCUGUACCUCACAGGGAGAAAUAUGAAAAUUUUCCACCACCUUAGACGGCCUCACCUGGCCCCUUCUCCUUGAUGCUUCCUCAUUCCCUUAGCCUGGUUCUCAGCAGCUUUCCACCAGACCCCUGAAGCACACACCCAGUUGUGCAGAGAUGCGUUCAUCUGGGACGGGUUGCACCAGUUUCUGAGUGCUCACAACCCAGCCCUAAGUGAGUCCGGGUCUAUCCCGGGGGGGCCAGAAGUAGAAAGAAGGUUGCCCCAUGCUUGGGACCCCGGCUUUCUUGACAAUAUUAAAUAAAUAAUGGACAAGCUUCCCCAAAUUGUCCCCCAAUUGUCCCCAAAUAGCAAUUUGAUGGAGAAGGGGUGGGUGGGAAGGUUGUGAUGGGAGAAAAGGGACGAAGCUCGUCUGCUUGCUGCAGUCCCCAAAAGGGUGGGGGUGGAGCAGGUUGGCAUAUAUAGGACAGACUGACUUCACCCGGAGUUUCUGCAGUCAACUGCUACCUAUGUGGAGCUCAGCCAAGGAGCCCCAGGCCAGGGCGCUCCCAGACCAACCCUGCCCAGGGAGUGCUUGUGGACAGGUGAGUCAGCCACAGGUAGAUGGAGCAGGGUGCUGAGGAGAGGGUGUUCCCACACCCCUUCGGGACUCCCCAGUGGGGCAGCUGGGCAUUUAUCCCAGGGCCUACAAUGCAGGGGAGGGAAUCCCUAGAAAUUGCCCUUUGGGAAUGUACCUGGAGCUAGUCCCAGGGGCCUCCCAGGUCAACUUAAUACUUUCACUGUUGAACUCAGAAGCAUUUUACUGGGGCCUGGCCUGCCUUGUAACAAGAGUCUUCUCUCACCACUCCUACAAUCAAGUGUCAGUACAACCAACCAGCCAUUUUGAGAUCUGGUGGAAGCUAUAGAAGGUGGAGUAAGGUAAAUAGAGAAAGAGGACAGCCUUAAACAUUGAGGGAUAGCAGAGAAUUCCAGCCUAGCUCUCUCCACAGAUUAAAAAUCAGAAUUUCCUAGAAACAACUUGUGAUUUAUUCUUUUAUAGACUUUUACAAUUGUUAAAGUACUUUUCCAAUUCUACCAUCCUUUUGGGGCAGGUAUUCCUGUUUUACCAUGAAGAAAUGGUCAGAAACAUUAAAUGACCUUAAGUUCACUGAGCUCAUAGGAACUGGAAGAGAUCUCAGGUAUUGGUUCAAUCAUGUCAUUUUAUAAAUGAGUAAAAUAAAGUCCAGAGAAAUGAAGAUCACAGGGGUGGCAAGGGACAGAAAAUUAAUUCCAGAUCCAGACUCCAAAUUCAGUGUAUCUUCUACUACAUCAACUUUCCUGAUCCUUCAGAGUCAGAGGAACUAGUUUGAAUUCUGGCUCUUUUACCUCAAAGUUUGAAACUGGAAUCUUUUUAGGAUGAGCAAAAAAUAAAAGAAAGGAAACAGCUGCUCCUUGCAAAGCUGAUUUGUAAAGUAUGGGUCAGACCCAUCCAUUUCCACUGGCACCUGAUACCAGAUUUUCCCAAACUCUCUCUAGCUAAUGGGAGCUUUUUGAUUGUUGGCUUGUUUUUACUCUUAAAACUCAAGAGCACAUUCUGUCAUUAGUAGAGAGGGCAGAAAGUAGCUUCCUCAACUGGGUUCAGGAGCUGCUAUUGAUUCAUACUUGGGGGAUAUGAGUUUUAGGUGCCCCUUUUCCACAAGAUUUUGUGGUGCUUAAAGGAAUAAGAUAGGAGGGGUUAUAUCUUUGGGAAAGAUCAGGGCUAUCCAACAUGAUUUUCUGUACUUUCUCAUUACUUCAACUAUCUCAGCCUCUAAGAUCGAACCUUCUCUAUUCCCCCAAAUCUUGGAGCCUUUCUCUUAAAACUUCUACCUGAGCCAGCAACCAGCCAUCUCUAAGAAUCUUGCUUCCAUGAAGUUCCCUUCCUUCUCCAAUAUUACCAAUGUCUCCCUCUCCACUGGCUGCUCAGGUUUCAUAUAAAAAUUAAAGAUUGUUAGGAUCCCUUAAUGAUUAACUAGCCCAGAAGCCUCUGAAUGGAACCUAAUUCUGGCUACUCUCAUCUCAGCAAAGUAAUAGACUGGCUGGACCUAUUUCCAAAUUUGACAUUUGCCCAAGGAUAUAAUCAAUGGCAAAUUACAUAUAGAAAAAUCUCAGGCUCAAAGUAGGCAAGUUAUUUUUUCAAGGUCUCACAGAUGGUUAGUAAUUCUUGACUCAUUUCUCAUUUCUCUUUAAAAGAACUUCAUUUGUUCUUGGCUUACCCUCUAAUUACUGUCCUAUUUCUCUUCCCUUUUGCUGAAAAAUUCUGAUGAAUAGCUCUCUGUGUAUUUCUCAUAUUUACCUUUUCUUCUUUUUUCUCUCCCCUUGCCUCUUAUGUACACUUUAUAUACACUUAUUAGCUCUCUGCAAUCUCUUGCCCACCAUUCAAUGACCUAAUCUCCCCAUUUAGUAGUCUUCCUUUCCUGUCCUUGGUUUUCAUGACACUGCUGACUUCUGGUUCAUUUUCUACCCCUUCUAACUACUCCUUCUAUCUCUCCUAUCCUGAGUUCUUUCCUUUCAUGUUCUUAAUAUAAUCGUUCCAUAAAAUGUUUUGAUCCUCAAUCUAUAUGACACUCUUCCUCAGAGAACUGAUCCAUCCUUAGCUUCAACAAUCACCUUCUAUGUGCAUGAUUCCCUCCACCUUCCAUCCUUUUCUCAUCAUAGGUACAAUUACAUAUUGCAAUACAUAAUUACCUAUUUUCAGAUUACAAAACAUCUCCAAAACUGAACCCAGUAUACUCAAUUAACAGAUUGAGUGCCUACCACUUUGUAUAGUAGAAAAAAGACAGGAGAUGAAGUUCCAGCUGAUAUUUCUGAGCUGUGUGACUAUAAGCAAGUCACUUUCCAUUUUUAAAUUUCACUUUUUAUAUCUGUAAAAUGGAGAAUAAUGUCUGGUGACUCCAGCUAGGAGCUCAGUAUUAGAAAGGACUUCAAAGGUCACCUGAAUAGCUUACCUUGAAUAGCUUCCCCAAUAACAGAGCUCCGGCACUGCUUAAAGACUCCCUGAACCUAUACAAUAGGGCUUUAGUCAACCUUAGGAGCACUAGAGAAAUGUGAACAGCUGCAAGCUCAGCUGUCAUUAUUGUUCUAGAACAGAAUUCUUCAUGGCUUUCCUCUUCCACCGCUAGAAACUACUAUUGUCAAGAUAAUUCUUCCACAUCUUUAAGUUAUUAAUACAAACUAUUUUAAAAUGUUUUCUUUCUCAGAAAGCUUGCUGGUUUUCUAAUGAUUUCCCUCAUAAAGAUUCCCAAUCACCUGAGUUCAUUGCUUCUUUUCCUCUUUAUUUUAUGUCUUCCUCUCAUAUCUAAAUAGAUACUGAGUCCAGUUGAUUCUUUCUUCUGUCUGUUCUAUGUGUGUCCCUUCUCCAUUUCUGCUGCCACCAUCCUAGUCCCAGGCUUCAUCAUCUCAUAGAAUGUCAUAGCUGGAAGAGACAUGAGACUCCCUCUACUCCAGGGUUCUCAAUUUUGUUUGUGUUAUGGAUGCCUUGGGCCAUCCGCUGAAGCCUAGAGACCCCUCCCUUCUCAGAGUAAGUUUUUGAAUGCAUAAAAUAAAAAUGCAUAACAUCACUAAGCAAAGCAAUUAUAUUCAAAUGCAGUUAUCAAAAUAUUUUUUAAAAAGCAAAUGUACAGACCUCCAAUUAAGAACCCUUGUAUUAGAUCAAUUCUUUUUUUUCUCUGUCUCCCCUCCCUCUCUUUUUUCUUUCUCCCUUCCCCUCCCCCUUGUAUGUCUCUAGGUCUCUAUUUCUCUGUGUAUAUCUUUUUAUCUCUCUUUACUGUCUCAGACUGGGAGGCAGAAGGGUCUGAAUUUCUGAUUUCUUUCAUUUAGAGAAUUCCUUAGGUGAGGAAACUCCACCUACCAAAGCAGAUUUUCCUGUGUUCUCCAGCUCAGUUUACCUGGGUUCACAGACAGGUUAAGUGAAUUGCCUGAGGUGGUACAGUCAGUAGGAGUCAUGGGUAAGACUUGACCCCAGGUUUUCCCCUGUCUAUGAGGCCCACUCUCUAUCCAUUACACCAAACUGCCUCUUUCUUACCCUCUCAUGUUAAAAAAGAGGCAACUGAGAUCUAGAAACAUGAAGUAAUGUGUCAAGGGACACAAAUAACAAUGAUAAUAGAUAACCUUAAGGUCUGCAAAACACUUUACAUACAUUAUCUCAUUUGGCCCAUGCAAAAACCUUAGCAUUCCCUUUCAGUUGGGGGAAUUGAGACUGAAAUAAGUUAAGUGAUUUGCCCAGGGUCAUACUGUUACUACUAGCCUGAGGAAGGAUUUAAACUCA